This is a messenger RNA of Drosophila mauritiana, 687 nucleotides long. RefSeq lists its product as uncharacterized. The coding region runs from base 30 to 341 and encodes 103 amino acids. The transcript is spliced from 3 exons. The record is from RefSeq and is a predicted model, not a curated record. NCBI's taxonomy places the organism in Eukaryota, Metazoa, Arthropoda, Insecta, Diptera, Drosophilidae.
AACUUUGCUGGUGGAGGUACUGAGACAGAAUGAAUUCUGUUCCGCAUCCACAUAUUUAUUUUGCCUUUGAUUACAAUUUAUGCAAUAUGUACCCCCGCCGGAAGGACGGAAGCACCAAGUCGCUAGGAGGAGGUGUUUGUUGUAUGUUGACUGUGGUCUGUUGCGGCCUCUUGGAGUGGGCCACUUGCAACAAGUAUGUCCGGCCGGCGUUGCAGGUUAUUUGUUCUCGGUUUCAGCAUACCUCGCCGCCGUCAUUUGGUGAAGAUCGAUACAAUUUGCCGUUCGUCAGGAAGAGGAGUUGCGAAGAGUUGUCCCACGCAGCUGUUAUUGCAUUUUUAUAGAGCUGGUGGCAUUAUGGUGGUGGAGUUCGUCUCGUGGCAGAGAAGUCAUCAGUGAGGAUUGUAGCUCGGUCUAUCACCGAGAGAAGCCAGGUGCGCCGCGUCUUGUGGCCAUAGCGUCAGGAUUGGCAGCUUGGGGCCGCCGGUUCGAGAUUUUUUAGAGUCAUCAAGUUGGCAAUUAGAUAAGUAUUAUAUUUUAAAUAUAUAUUUCCCAGCUUGUGUUCCCUUGUUUCAAUAGUUGUAGUCUUGGAAGCUGGAUCUGCGUGCUUGUCAUCAGCAGGAUGGAGCGCCUAUUAGCAUCUGCUACUUUGUCUGUCCGGUUUGUUAUUGUCUAUAUGCUCUUGAUUAA